Molecule: messenger RNA, 2942 nt
Organism: Priapulus caudatus
Lineage: Eukaryota; Metazoa; Priapulida; Priapulimorpha; Priapulimorphida; Priapulidae
Exons: 4
Coding region: 2-1576 (524 amino acids)
Biological process (GO): reticulophagy; autophagosome assembly; positive regulation of type I interferon production
Cellular component (GO): endoplasmic reticulum membrane; autophagosome
Molecular function (GO): cysteine-type endopeptidase activity; cyclic-di-GMP binding; 2',3'-cyclic GMP-AMP binding
Source: RefSeq, a predicted model, not a curated record
AAUGCGACACAGAGAAAAAGGCUCUUGGUUCAUCAAUGUUCUGGCUGAGGUGUUUGCAGCAGAAGCAUACUGGAGUAACCUGGAUAACCUUGCUCACAAGGUGCACGCCAAAAUGUCAGGGAAACAAGGAAAAGAAAUGGUUAUGAAUGAAAUUACAAAGAAGAACCAAGUCGAAAAUCGGAAGCAGAUGGCAGUGUGUGAUAAUUCUCUACAAAAAGACUUCUACUUCAAUCCACCUCCUCUAACCGAGGUUGUUGGAUGGGGCAUUACAUUGGCGUACUGGCACUGGUCUGGAUUACUGGAUAUAAUUAAGGAUGACUUAUCGAGCAAGUUGCAGGCAUGGAACAAUAAAGAGAUGGCUGGUGCCACCGUGAUGCCACAUCUCUUAAUGCUCUACUCACAGAGCUGUCGAUCAUCGGAAGAGACUAAUAGGCAAAUGACAAAGCUGUUGGAGUCGGACACUGAAAAUAAGAAGACUGUUCUCAUAACAACGAAGAACAUGUGCGGUGUACGGCAGAAAAAGUAUUUUGUUUCUCUUAAUAAACGUAAGUGUGGUCGCAAAGACUACUACAUUCCUUGUGACUAUCCCACCUGUUUGAAAGGGUUACAGCUUACAGACACCGAUCAUGAGCAGAGAAAUAAUGAGCUGUAUUGGUUUCAUAUCACGCUGCAGCAAAUCCUAUCUAAGAGGUUUUCUCAAGUGAAAUGUCCCUUCGUACUAGUUCCUUUUGAUGACAAGAAACCAAAUGCUGUAGAUGCUACAGUGAAGGAAAUGACUAAACUAUGGCGAGAAGACAAAAUACACGGAUUUCAACUGGAGGACGGAGAACCGGAGUGGCUGAAAAUGUCCGCUUCACUGCUUGGUAAAAGUUUAAAAUUGGAAUUCCAAAGUUGGAUGCCUAUAGGCAUUUUGCUUGCGCAGCGAUGGGCAGACCUGUAUUUCAGAAAUUAUGGCCCAAGGUUGUUGGAAACUGUCACAAACUUCCUUUACACGCCGCACGAGACUAAGGUCCUUCUUGACAAUGAUGAUGACGAUGAUGAUGAUGAUAGUGGUCACGAUAUGUAUGAAACUAGUGACUCUGAGAGGAUUCACCAAGGCGAUGGAGAUACAGAAAUUGACGCUAGUAAAAUGGACUGGCAGGCAAGCAACACCGAUUCUUUUCCGGUAAGAAAACUCCUAGUACUGUUGCCCAGGACGUGCAAAACGUUCGAUUGUGUAUCUGACGAUGAACAAUCAGUUGAAGCUGAGAAAGACAUGGAUGACUUUCCUGAUAGCACAAAAGGCAUAGGUCAACGGAUAAUAGGAAAAAGCACAGUUUACAAGCUAGAAAGUACAUUUUUCCUGGCCGAGUACGCAACCCCACUGCGUUGCCUGCGCCUCAUGAUGGAGGAUGGUAGAAUAACAGAGCAGUUAAUGGAUGAUUACUAUCGCCAGUUUUGUAGCCACUUAGAAUUAUGGUUGCAAAGAUAUCGAUCAUUAAAAGAGAGUUUUAGCCUUGUGCAGUAUGAUGAUAGAGAUAAGAACCAAGCACUGCUGGAUGCUUUAAAGAAGCAUCUAAAGCAACAUCAACAAUAGUUCCUCAUUACAGGGAUAUGUUAAUGGUCUUCAAUCGUAUUACUCACCUGAGGGCGAUUAUAUCGCAGUAGUGUCGCUGGUAUUCAGCAAUAUUGAUAUCUCAUAUAUAUCUCCAGAAGUUGAAGUGCCUUCCGUUAAUAAUUUGAAUAUUGGAUAAGCAAAUAGGUGCAAUGCAAGUAUAUAUAAAUCAUAUAUAUAAUCAAACGUGGAUUUCGGUGGUUGACUGCUGUAAUUAUAUUGCACGGUUGAUGGACUUUAAUUUUAACAUGAUUAUGUAUUUUUUACGCGUAUGAUUUCAUGUUUGCUACAUUUGAAAGUCUACAUAAAACAUCAAUGUCGUGGGUAAAAUGUGUGCUAGUCAAAUGUCAUUUUUUUCGUUUUCUAGCAGUUUGAAAUGACUAUCGAAGUGAAUGUAAAACGUUCUAUCUAUUAAUAAUUGAAGCUCAUGACCUCAUGAUCGUUUGCUUUUCUUAGAUUGUUAUCAAUGUAUUGUGAUUUGAUUAUUGAUGUAUUUGGAUAUAUCAUAUAAGCAUAAGAACUCCGGGCCGUUAUGAUGUUAUAAGUGUUAAAUGUCACAACAUUUGUGUAACUUCACUUCAAAAGUUAUAGUAUUUUAUACACAUGAUUUCAUAACUUCUUGAUCUUUUUUUACACCGGCCCCAUGGUCAAUAUGUACGUGUCGCAACUUUUUAUCAGUGCCUGUAUUUUUAUCACUAUGGUGGCUGUAUGUCAUGCCUGAUGACUAUGCUUAUAUGUAAAUGAGACCAUUCUACAUUUGAUUACCUAUACACGUGAUUUUUAAGCGUGGAGAUGGAGGUGUCACGUGUUCAAAAGAAGCACGUUGAAAACAUUUGUACUAGAGUAGUAGUGUGGCUAUAUUUUAUGUAAAAGAAUAUUUUAAUAAUGUUUGGUAUAUUUGAAGCAAAAACGGUCACGUUCACAAUGUUUGAAUAUGCGUCGACUCUGUUAAUUUUCGAUUGUUAAAAUGUCAAUUUUUUAUAAAAAAAUAUAGCUACUACGGGCUUUGACCUGAUGGGACGUACGUACCAUGAUAGCAGGGGUGAAUAAUAGAGAUCUAGAGAUCUCGAGAGUUAGAAUAAUAGAGAUCUCUAUUAUUCACUUUUGAUGGUAGUAAUAGCGAAGAGAACCGUGCCAUUGUGUUACGCAAGAAUAUAUAUAGACGGAUAUAUAUGCGACCUAUAUAGACGGAUGCAAUUAAUGUGCCAAUAUGCUCUAAGCGCUGCUGUGGACAACUACAUGGUUAUUAUUACUUGUUGAUGCGGACGUUUACCGCAUAAAACUAAUCAUGCUCGACUGUUAUUCAUUUAUCUUAAUAAACGAGUAUAUAUCACCGUUACAACAAAUA